Molecule: messenger RNA, 2739 nt
Organism: Drosophila novamexicana
Lineage: Eukaryota; Metazoa; Arthropoda; Insecta; Diptera; Drosophilidae
Gene: bi
Product: optomotor-blind protein
Exons: 7
Coding region: 1-1842 (613 amino acids)
Biological process (GO): positive regulation of DNA-templated transcription; regulation of transcription by RNA polymerase II; cell fate specification
Cellular component (GO): nucleus
Molecular function (GO): DNA-binding transcription factor activity, RNA polymerase II-specific; RNA polymerase II cis-regulatory region sequence-specific DNA binding
Source: RefSeq, a predicted model, not a curated record
AUGGAGGGACCAGGCGGAAGAAUACAAAUGUUUCCGCAAAUGAAAUUUCGUGUUUCGGGUCUGGAUGCCAAGGCUAAAUACAUACUGCUACUGGAUAUCGUUGCGGCGGAUGAUUAUCGUUAUAAAUUUCAUAAUAGUCGCUGGAUGGUCGCUGGUAAAGCGGAUCCUGAAAUGCCAAAACGCAUGUACAUCCAUCCAGAUUCGCCCACAACGGGUGAGCAAUGGAUGCAAAAAGUUGUUUCAUUUCACAAAUUAAAAUUGACCAACAAUAUUAGUGAUAAACAUGGAUUUGUAAGUACUACAAUACUGAACUCAAUGCAUAAGUAUCAGCCGCGCUUUCAUUUGGUGCGAGCCAACGAUAUCUUGAAGCUACCAUAUUCCACGUUUCGCACGUACGUGUUCAAGGAGACGGAGUUUAUUGCGGUGACUGCAUAUCAAAACGAGAAGAUUACUCAGCUGAAAAUUGACAACAAUCCCUUUGCGAAGGGCUUUCGUGAUACGGGUGCUGGCAAACGCGAAAAGAAUUGUUACAGGCAGGCGCUGAUGUCCAAUCGAGGGUCCGACUCGGACAAACUGAAUCCCACGCAUGUGAGCAGCUCGCGAGCACCGCUCCAUUUGGGGCAUGCAGGUCGGCCGCCACAUUUGCAUCCGGCGCACGCCGCGGCGCUGCUCGAUAAUCAGCAGGACGAUGACGAUAAGCUAUUGGAUGUGGUGGGGCCGCCGCAGAGCCCCCUGUUGCCAUUGAGCCACUCGCUGCAGCAGAUGCACGCGCACCAGCAUUCGGCACUGGCUGCCUGGUUCAAUCAUUUGGCUGGCGCUGGCGCCGGUGAGCAUGCGGCAGCGGCCAAUGCAGAGGACGCACUGCGUCGCCGUCUGCAGGCGGACGAUAUGGAGCGCGAUGGCAGCGAUUCGAGCUGUUCGGAGAGCGUCGGCGGCAGCACCGGCGGUGCCUUUCGUCCCACCUCAACGGGCAGUCCCAAAGAGGGCGUUGGCGGCGGUGCAGCUGCUGCGGCGGCGGCGGCAGCGGCCGGUCUUAAUGCGGCCGGCAGCUAUCCGUCGCCCAAUAUAUCUGUGGGACCACCAAUACACCCGUCGCCGCAUCUGUUGCCUUACCUCUAUCCGCACGGACUCUAUCCGCCGCCGCAUCUGGGUCUGCUGCACAAUCCGGCAGCAGCCGCUGCCAUGAAUCCCGCCGGCCUAAAUCCGGGCCUGCUGUUCAAUGCGCAGCUCGCGCUGGCUGCCCAGCAUCCGGCGCUGUUCGGGCACGCCUAUGCGGCCGCCGGACAUACGCCCGUCUCGCCGCUGCAGGGCCUGAAGAGCCAUCGCUUCUCGCCGUACAGCUUGCCGGGCAGCCUGGGCUCGGCCUUUGAUGCGGUGACGCCCGGCUCGAAUGCAAAUCGCAGCGGCGGCAAUGGCAGCGCCGAUGCAGCAGCGCCGCCCAAUCUGCUGCCCGCUGGCAGCGGCGGCCUGGGCCUGGACAACGGACCGCGCAGCCUGAGCUCCAGUCCGCGACCGCGCGCCUCUUCGCACUCGCCGCCAACGCGGCCCAUAUCAAUGUCGCCGACAACGCCGCCAUCGCUGCUGAAGCGGCAGGCGCAGCACUCGCCGUCGGAGCUCAAGAGCAUGGAGAAGAUGGUCAACGGCCUCGAGGUGCAGCACAAUGGCAGCGCUGCGGCAGCGGCGGCAGCAGCAGCAGCAGCGGCAGCGGCUGCCUCAUUGCUAUCGGAGGAAACGGCGCAACUGCAUCACACCCAGGCGCAUCACACACAUCCGCACACACAUCAUACGCACGGACAGACGCACGGACACGGGCAUCAUGCGGCGGCCGCAACGGAUCAGUGACAAUUACAGGACGGCCGCUCCGACUGCGAGGAGGGCGGCCCCGAUGCCGAUGACGAUGACGAUGACGAGCACGAUCGCAGCUCUGUCAUCGAUCUGGAUGUCGAUGUCUGACCGCAAACGGUGCAGCUGCAGCAGCUUUAGCUCGCGCCCAACAGCAGCAGCUGGGGCCCAGCAAUGGCCCGCGCUCCGGCCCUGGCCAGCGGCGGCAGUUAACCAACACUGCGCUUCAGUGUAAAUAGCGCCAGCGAUCUACAUUAGGCAUAUUUGUAGCAUAUAGCAUGUAGUACACACACACACACACCCAGACACACACUCACACACACACGCACCUAAUACCCAUAGAGCCUAGAGACGUUGCGGGUCGCUUUGCGUAUAGUUGUAAUCCGAUAUAUAUAUAUAAAUAUAUAUGUUUUUUUUUUGUGUGUAAUCGAUAUAAGAGACGCCUAGCCUGUAAAUUUUUUGUGAUGCGCAGGACCCGCCAGCUUUGAAAACCUAGUUUAAAGAGAGAGAGAGAGAGCGAGAAACAUAGUAGAAGAAAGCGAGGCGAGAGAGAGAGAGAGAGAUAGUUGUUUUCGUUUCCUUAAACGUUGCCCAGUGCUCUAGCAAUUAGUUCAAGCUUUUUGCAUUAUUCCCUCCCCCCACCACCCACAAUUACUAGCACUUAAGCAUAACAACUUUAUAUAUAUAUAUGUAUGUAACACACACACACACACACACGCAGACAUAUUUCUUCAUAGAUGAUAUUAAAAGAGAGCGAGCGAGAGGGAGCAGCAAGUAAAUCGCGCCCAGCGGCAGACAAAUUUAUAUGCACAUGUAUAUAUAUAUACAUCUGCUGAUAUCCAUAUAUAUAUAUAUUGAUAUUGUACGAUUGAAACAAAUUAGCAACAUCAAAGAUGG